AUGUUGAACGUUCAAAUGAAGGUUGUGGACGAGUGUUCGCUGGGUACCCACACCUGUGACCCGAAUGCUGACUGUGUCGACACACCCGAGGGCUACACAUGUCGAUGCAAGACCGGAUGGAAGGAUUCCAGUCGGGACCCGCUCAGAAGUCCAGGCCGAGUCUGUAGGAAAGAACGAGACGGACUGUACGCCUUUUCAAGGGCGAGGCUAAGAAGGCAUGCUUCCCGUCUCUUAUCUGGACGGGAUGAAGUGAUCAGCGAAGGCGCAAAGGUCUACCACUCGGGCGAGGACGUCACCACAACGGUUUGUGUGUUCGUGCAUGGUACCUACAAAUGCCGCUGUGCUUCUGGCUAUUCUCGCCUGCCGGACGGUCGAUGUCUGGCCAUCAAUGAAUGCGAGCAUCAACGCCUGAACACCUGUGGUCAAAACGCCGAAUGCAUCGACCUGGCAGAGGGCUACACCUGUCAGUGUCGGUCAGGAUUUGCCGACGUUUCUCCAGCAGGACAACCUGGUCGUCUUUGCAAAGCGCGCAUCAACGAAUGCUCCAACAAGGAAAAAUACCGCGUUGACUGCGACGAGAACGCGAUUUGUGUCGACACCGACGAUUCGUUCACCUGCCAGUGCCGUCCAGGAUUCGCUGACAUCUCGGCUGCUUUCAACCGACUGCCUGGUCGACGAUGUAUCGAAGCAAUUAAUGAGUGCUCCAUCAAGGGUCUUAACGACUGCUCCGAAUUCGCGCUUUGCGAAGACGCCAAGGAAGGGUACGUGUGCUCAUGUCGUAACGGCUACGUUGAUGCAUCACCAAACGCAACCCAUUACCCAGGGCGGGUUUGUCGCAAACCCAUUGAGAGAUUGACGGUGACCGAGUUCACAAGUUCUUUCUCACAUGAUUCCUGUGAUCCAAAAAAACCACGCUGCGGUACGAAUGAGAUCUGCACCGAUCGAGGUCAACGAGGGCAUCACUCCUGCCAAUGCGCGGACAAUGCGUUCCGAUACGAAGACGGCACUUGUCGAGUGUACUCGGCUUGCUCACGGAACACGGACUGCGAUCCGAACGCCGUCUGCCUGAACGUCUUCGACUCGUACAGUUGUCAAUGUCGACCUGGCUACAUCGAUAUGUCACCGGAUCCGGAGCGACGACCGGGAAGACGUUGCAAAGAACUGGUGAACGAAUGUGCCACGACGAACAACGAGUGCUCACCGUACGCCAAGUGCAUCGACCUCACCGAGGGCUACGCGUGCCAGUGUCUCGAGGGCUAUGUGGACAUCUCCUCAAAGCACAAGCUUCCUCCUGGUCGAAGAUGCUCACAGUCAUCUGAACACUUUGUGACGACAACGCGGACUGUGUUGAUACUCAGGAUGGCUACACCUGCCAGCCAAGUCAAAUGCCCCGUUUUGCAGUGCUUCGCCGGUUUCAUUGAUGUCUCGUCCAACGCGAAUCUGCCGCCUGGCCGGGUGUGCACGGUACAAACAACUUGUCCAAAACAGAAGACCGACUUGGUCUUCCUGAUCGAUGGCUCAGGAUCAAUCGGUUCCUAUGUGUUCAAAAAUGAGGUGCUGCGAUUCGUGAGAGAAUUCGUUGAACUCUUCGAAAUUGGGCUGGAUCAGACUAGAGUCGCCCUUAUUCAAUACUCGGAUCAAAUCCGCCAUGAAUUCGACUUGGACCAGUACACUGACAAGGCCGCCGUUCUUCGAGCAAUCACUGAAACACAGUAUCUCACGGGACUAACUCGAACCGGUGCCGCUAUUCAGCACAUGGUUCAAGAAGGUUUCAGUGAACGACGAGGAGCGCGACCUCAAGCUCCCGACAUCGCCAGCGUUCGAUCGUUCUCACCGACUGCCGACUUGGACACACGCCUACGUUCGAUGAUUCAAAAAGCGGCAUGUCCUACUCCAGUGAAAACCGAAUCUCCACCUCAAGGCACGUGCAAUCCCCGGACGCAGACCGGGUGCGAUCGGUCGCUCAACGAAUACUGCGCUGAGGAAAACGGACGGACCCACUGCAUCUGCCCAGCCGGAUUCCAUCGUCAUCCGACCACUCGUGUAUGUGGAGGAUCGCUGUGCAAUCCACAACUUAUCACGUCAUGUGUCUAUCCAGAGGAGUGUCUGAUCACCCCCUAUAACAACUACCGUUGCGCCUGCCCAGAUGGCUACUCUAGAGACUACAGAACUGGAUUCUGUGUGUCAGUGAAAGAGGUUCACGUCUUCCCACAGCACGACGCCGAUUGUCACAACGGUGGUCAACGAUGUGGUCAGAACGAGUACUGCGCCAGUGACCGAACUGGGCACUGGUAUUGCGAGUGCAAGACUGGGUUCGAACGUAGCCACGCCGAUGGGAAGUGCAGCUAUCCAGGUUCUUGUCUCCCGAAUGUACCGAAUUCUUGCGACAUCCGAAAGAAAGAAAAGUGUCUUCCUCACGGGUCGUUCUACACCUGCCAAUGCGACAGCAAACAGAGGAGGCAUCCCGUCACGGGAAUUUGCUUGACUAAUGAAUGUGAGUUGGGAACGCAUGACUGCGAUCGUUCUGCUCGUUGCAUCGACACCGACGACGGCUUCCUCUGCGCUUGUCCUGCUGGAUUCAUUGAUCGAUCCCCGGACACGAUCUCCAGACCUGGGAGACUAUGCGUUGCCGAGCAGAAUGAGUGCCUCGACGGUAGCAAC
Molecule: messenger RNA, 2661 nt
Organism: Ostertagia ostertagi
Lineage: Eukaryota; Metazoa; Nematoda; Chromadorea; Rhabditida; Trichostrongylidae
Source: the annotation of a GenBank genome assembly